AUGGAUUCCCCCAUGGCGGAGAAGGCGACGAAACCAGAGGAGGAAGAUAGGUUGAGCGUGCUGCCAGAUGAUGUUUUACUGUCUAUCCUGCGGAAAGUCGACAUAAGCACGGCCGCACGAACAAGUUCACCGUCAACACGGUGGAGGCAGCUGCCCUGGCUGCUGCCUGAGCUCAACAUUGAUGUCAGCUGUUUCCUACCUGCUCCACGCUCAGACCCGAUUGAGGCAAAUGACAUGCAGGAAGCUAUGGUGGCUCUAACCAAAGCAACCAGGAGUUUAUUGUCUAAGCCUCAUAGAGGAUCCACCACCACUAGGCUGGACCUUGUGAUCUACUUGAUCAAUACUUUCUUGUCUGACCUUGGCCCACUGGUGGGUGACGCAGUCGAUUGUGGUUUGUUAAAAGAUUUGGAUCUCACCAUUCAUGACGGGACAGAUGCUCUUGACCGUAAUGAAGAGUAUAUGCUUCAGCGAGCGCAGGAUAUAUAUGGGUUUUUCACUGCCUACCCUAGUGUGCUCCAUUGCCUCACAAAGCUCUCUCUGUACAAUGUAUGCUUCAGUGAACUGGACAUCAAUCGUGUCCUGUUUGACAGCUGCAAGGAACUGAAGCAUCUAUUCCUCAUUUACUGUGAUACUGGCCGUCACACUCUCUGUAAGAUAGAUGCACCAAAUUCAAAACUCAGUGUUUUAGAAAUCCACUUCUGUCGCUUUGAGAUGCUUGAGUUGGUCUGCCUUCCAAAGCUGGAGAAGCUCACAUGGUAUCAUUGGUUGUCUGAAUAUAGCCCUUUGCUGUUGUGUUAUGUCCCAUCUCUUGGGGAAUUAGAACUCUCAUCUGCGUUAACACUAAAGCAUGUACCAUUUAAAUUAAGUGAGGUUCUACAUGGAACCACAAGCAUACAUACUCUGACAUUGGACUUCCAAGGAGAAAAACUUUGGAUGCAACCUGAAAUGAAGCAACUCUGCACCGCAUUCAACAAGCUAAGGAAGCUGUCUGUGUGUGGUAUCUUUGUUGAAUUUGACAUUAUAUGGACGACAGCCUUUCUUGUGGCGGCACCCUCCAUUGAAAUAUUAUGUAUUGAGGUAUGGGACCAUGACACAUGCGGUUGGGACGAAAAUUAUAACAGAAAGUUGCUAUUCGCCGAUAGAAAAAAUCCUGAGUGGGAGAUGGACUCGCACAGCUCCAAGAACUGGCUACUGAAGGAGCUCCAGAUCUCUGGCUUCAGGCCGCUGGAACAGCAGUUUACAUUUAUAAGGGCCUUGCUGGAGCGAGCCCCCAACUUGCAGACGAUUGUCCUGAAAGGAGACAUAGAGUGCGUGUGGGAUUGUGUCGCCCUCACAAGAGAGUCUUUAUUUCCAAAGAGUGAGGCUGAUCAAGAAAUGGUGGUGAGGCGAAUCACAGACGGCAAACCCUUGCCCCGAGUGAUCUUCCAUGAAUGA
Messenger RNA from Triticum turgidum subsp. durum (durum wheat), 1434 nucleotides. NCBI's taxonomy places the organism in Eukaryota, Viridiplantae, Streptophyta, Magnoliopsida, Poales, Poaceae. The record is from the annotation of a GenBank genome assembly.